AUGGAUCCAGACGAUAUCCCCGAUACAACGCCGUCGGCGCACGAUCGCGCCCUAAAACCGGCCACGCCUCCAGCCGCCGCCGCCGCCGCAACUGCUGCUCGCCUUGCUGGCCCCUCUUCUCCUGCUCCUGUUGCUCGCACCGAAGCCAAUCCCAGUGGUCUGGAUCACGGCUACGACGGCGACGAUGACGAUGACGACUUUUUCUCCUUGUCCCGAACGAGCUCGUACGCCCACGCUCAAACCGCCGCCGCCGCCGACGACGACGGCGCUGGCGUUGGUGUUGGCCUGCACCAUGCCCCCAUGCUGCUUCCCGACCCCAACGUUGCUGUGCUCUUCCACACCCGCUCCGACCGUGUCACCGAGGUCAUCGAGGCCGAACGCAAGUUCCACAACCGGAUUGCUUCCGCCGACACGCUCGUGCGCAUGGACGCUGCCACUGAGAUUCACGUUAUGGAUGAACACGCCCUCCUCAUUCAACUCAACACCAGCGCCAGCAGCGGUUUGUCGCCCCACGUCGCCGAGAAGCUCUUGUACCUGCACGGCACCAACGCUCUUCGCGUCGUCAAGCCCCCGAUCUGGCGCAAGAUUGCCAAGUUCUUCUUUGGCGGCUUUGGCCCGCUUCUCUGGGGCUUUGCCCUGCUCUGCUUUGUUGCCUGGCGCCCUGUCGGCGACCCGCCGGAUCCCGUCAACCUCGGUCUGGGUAUUGUCUUGUGCAUCAUUGGCAUUUUGCAGGGCAGCUUUACUGCCUACCAGGAGCACCACUCGGGCCAGGUCAUGAGCGCGCUCAGCAGCAUUGCCGCCGCUCAGGCCACCGUCAUCCGCGAGGGCCAGACCAUGACUGUUCCCGCCACUACCCUCGUUGUUGGUGACAUUGUCACCGUGGCCAUGGGCGAGCGCAUCCCGGCUGAUGUUCGCUGGCUCGAGCUCCACAACCUCAAGAUCACGCUUGCCAACCUCACUGGCGAGAGCGAGCCCGUCGCCGCAACCACCCGCUCCACCCACGAAAACUUUAUGCAAUCGCUCAACAUGGGCUUCCUUGGCUCUGGCGUCGUCGAAGGCUCUGGCAAGGGCGUUGUCGUGGCCACCGGCAACAACACCGUCAUGGGUAAGAUUGCGCUGCUCUCCACCCGCGCUGCCGCGUCUUCCUCGAUUGAGCGUGACAUUAACUACUUUGUCCUCAUGAUCUCCGCCUGGGCCGUGGGAACGUCUCUCUUCAUUGCACUGCUCUGGGGCACUUGGCUCCGCGACACGUAUCCUGGCUUUAUGACGGUUGCUGGUUUGCUCACGACGAUGGUUGGCGUGGGUGUCACCUUCAUGCCUGAGGGUCUGCCCAUGGCUGUGUGCCUUGCCCUGACGACCACCGCCAAGCGCAUGCACAAGAACAACAUUCUCGUCCGCGCCCUCGCUGGUGUCGAGACGCUCGGCUCGGUCGACAUUAUCUGCUCGGACAAGACAGGCACCCUGACCCAAAACAAAAUGCACGUUGGCCGCAUUGUCUGCGCCGACCGUGUUGAAAAGUCCCGCGCCCGUGUGCAUCGUCUGCAGCAGUCUGGCAACCGUGGCGUGCUCGAGCUGCUCUGGUCCCUGACGCUCUGCAACAACGCGACCGAGUCUCUCACGGAGCGCGACGCCUCAGGCCUCUCUGUCAUUCGCGGUGACGCCUCCGACACUGCCGUUCUUCGCUACUGCUCCGAGUUUUGCAACGUUGCCGCCGUCCGCGCGCGCAGCCCCCGUGUUGCCCAGAUUGCCUUCAACUCGCGCAACAAGUGGAUGCUGUCGAUUCAUGAGGGCCCUGUCGACGCCAUCGACCAGCUCGCCCGCAGUGACAUGGCCAACUCUGCCGCCUGGAGCGCCACGACCAGCGACGCGUCCGCCGCCAAAGCCACCGCCGCCACCGCCGACUCGGCCAUCAAUGGACCCCGCCGCCGUCGCCUCCUCAUGAAGGGCGCUGCUGAGCUCAUGCUCAAGCGCUGCACCCGCCUCUUGUCGGAAGACGCCCUCGCUGAAGGCUCUGCCUCUGGUCCGCGAUGGGAGCACAUUGUGGCGACCGUCGAGCAGCUGGCCAACCAAGGCUACCGCAUGAUUGCCAUCUGCCGCACCGACCUCAACAUGAGCGCCGAGAUUUCCGCCGAUCCACACCCCGACUCUCUCCCUCUCGAUGACCUUUGCUUUGUUGGCAUUGUUGGCCUGGUCGACCCGCCCCGCUCGGAUGUCCCGCUGAGCAUCAAGCGCUUCCACACUGCCGGCGUCAAGGUCAUCAUGGUCACUGGCGACCAUCCCGGCACGGCCACUGCCAUCGCGCGCCAGAUUGGCAUCGUUCGCAUGGACAAGGUUGGCACGCUGGCUGACUUUGACGCCAACUGGACAGUCGAGUCGACGCAAGCGCUGCCCUUUGUCGACCCCGACGACGCGGAGCUUGUGGAUGACACGGCAAACUCGCACACCGACCUCUUCCCCGAUGAGUCUGCUGCGGACACGGCGCGCAACAUGGAGAUGAAUGCGCUCAGCAUUCGCAGCACUGGCUCGAUCUCGGACAUUCUGCGGCGCAACGAGGACCAUCAUCAUCGUGAUCACGAGAGGCAAAACCAUGCCGCAGUGGACGUGUCGACUUUGUCGGGCCUCGGCGCCAUUGCUGUGACUGGCGGCGAGAUUCCGCAGAUGACCGCCCCACAGUGGGACUUUGUCUUUGCUCACCGCGACAUUGUGUUUGCGCGCACCACCCCCGAGCAAAAGCUGCGCAUCGUCAAGGAGUGCCAGUCCCGCGGCCACUGCGUUGCCGUCACUGGCGACGGUGUGAACGACUCGCCCGCGCUGCGCCAGGCGGACAUUGGUGUCUGCAUGGGCAGCGGUUCAGAGGUUGCCAAGGAGGCCUCGGACAUUGUUUUGCUCGAUGAUCGCUUCUCGUCCAUCCUGGUCGCCGUUGAGCACGGUCGCUUGAUCUUCCAAAACCUCAAGAAGGUCAUUCUCUACCUGAUGCCUGCUGGCCAGUGGGCUGAAGUCCUGCCCGUGCUUGUCAACGUCCUGCUCGGCGUCCCGCUUGCCCUGUCCUCCUUCUUGAUGAUUGCGAUUUGCACCGCCACCGACAUGGCACCCGCCCUCUCCCUUGUCGAGGAGCAUGCCGAGCGUGACAUUAUGCACCAGCCCCCUCGCAAUCCCAAGAAGCAGCGCUUUGUCGACUGGCGCCUCAUCCUCGACGCCUUCCUCUACAAGGGCAUGAUUAUCGGCUUUGGCGCGUUCGUCAUGUUCUUCUGGUACAUGGACAAGUACGGCGGCUUCUCGGCAGGCGAUCUCUUGUUUGCCUUCAACAAGUGGACGGACGGCUACCACGGCAAGACGCAGGACGAGCUCAACGAGCUGGUGUUCACUGGCCAAUCCAUUUACUUUAUUGCCGUGGUCGAGAUUCAGUUUGGCCACUUGUUUGCCACGCGCACGCGCUACCUCUCCUUCUUCCAGCACAACCCCUUCAAGGCUGGCCCCCACCGCAGCUUCCGCCUCAUCCGUGCCAUGGUCAUUUCGACCAUCCUUGCCCUUCUGAUGGUCUACCUGCCCUUCCUUCAAGACUACCUCAACACGCGUCCUCCUCCAACCGAGUUUUGGUUUGCUCCCUUCGGCUUCUCGGCGCUGCUCUUUGGCGUUGACGAGCUCCGCAAGCGCCACGUCGCGCGCAAUCCGAAGGGUCUUCUUGCCAAGGUUGCUUGGUAG
Capsaspora owczarzaki ATCC 30864 is the source of this 3702-nucleotide messenger RNA. RefSeq names its product Na-K ATPase alpha1B1 subunit. Gene Ontology annotation, molecular function: P-type sodium:potassium-exchanging transporter activity; ATP hydrolysis activity; ATP binding. The transcript has a single exon. Gene Ontology annotation, cellular component: membrane. Bases 1 to 3702 code for a protein of 1233 amino acids. Gene Ontology annotation, biological process: intracellular potassium ion homeostasis; sodium ion export across plasma membrane; intracellular sodium ion homeostasis. NCBI's taxonomy places the organism in Eukaryota, Filasterea, Ministeriida, Capsasporidae. The record is from RefSeq and is a predicted model, not a curated record.